Closterium sp. NIES-65 is the source of this 7269-nucleotide messenger RNA. The record is from the annotation of a GenBank genome assembly. NCBI's taxonomy places the organism in Eukaryota, Viridiplantae, Streptophyta, Zygnematophyceae, Desmidiales, Closteriaceae.
AUGACCCAGCCGUCGCCGUCACAGCGCAUCGAACGCUCGUCGUCGGUGCGCUUCGUGAAGCACGCGCCAAGUGGAACUGCCGCUGCGCCUUUGAGGAUCGCCAGCUCAGCGAUUUCUCGACAAGCUCUAUCAAUUCCACCCAUAACGGAUCAAUCUAUACCGAUUCGAACACCACUGAAGCAAAAGCUAUCGAAAUUCAUUCGCCCGCAGCUAGUACACUUAGCGGUCAUUUGCCUCCUCCUCCUCCUGACCCUGCCUUCCGCCACCCGAUGCACGGAACUGCGCGCCAAUUCAAACCCCUUCUUCCCCCGCCGCUCGUCCCUUGUGUGGGCCGCGCGUGCGCGGGGAGUAGAAGGAGGAGUGGGCGGAGACGAGGCGGAUGAUCUGGCGGAAGCAGAUGGCGCGGGGCUGUCGACAGCGUCGUUACCAUUCGCCGCUCCAACGGUAACACGCGCCGACGACGCCGCUACUGCGGUUGUACGCGACGCCGUUACUGUGGGGCAAGACUUGCACUCUUUUGCGGAAGCUAAUUCAGCGAGUUUUUCCUCCUCCUCCGCAUCCGCAUCCGCCUCCGCCUUCCCCUUUGCUUCAACUGCUGGGGAUUCCCUCUACCCAAUCACCCCACCCGCGCCUAUACCGCUCACGGAUAUUCUCGUCAACGCCACGCCCGCUUCCCCCUCCGUUCCCCCUCCCGCUCCUCCCGCCCCGCAAUCGGAUUCUGUACCGCCCGCUGCGGUGGGUUCCGCGCCCGCCUCCCCCCCGCCCCCUUUCACGUUUCCCGGUUGGCCGUUCCUCACGCCGCCUCCGCCUCCCGCCUCCGACAACGCCCUGUCCCCGCCCUCGCGCAGCCCCCCCGCGCCUCCGCUAACCACUUCCCCGCCCGCCAGUCCUCCGCCGGCUUCCCCCUCUGUUUCUCCCCCGGCUUUUUUCCCCAGUCCCGCGGGGAAGCCAGCUACCCCGCCUUCAGUUGCUCCUGCUGCGCCGUCUCUUCCGCCUGAAGUCACUCCCCCUUCGCUUGCACCCCCUUCGCUUGCACCCCCUUCGCUUGCACCCCCUUCGUUCGCGCCCCCUUCUCUUGCUUCUUCUUCCCCUCCCACAUCCAUCCCCCUUCCACUAUCGCCGCCAUUCUCCGCCUCCCCCGAUUCUCCCCCUCCCGCUCCCCCCCAGGCUUUCCCCCCAUCCCACUCUUUCCCACCUGCUUCAUCGUCAUCCUUCCACAUAGGCGACCUUUCCACGUCAGCAUCUGCCGUCGUCGUGUCAGCAAGUGCUGUCGCCGCCGCAGCCGCGCUAAUUUUCACCAUUUUCAUCCUAUGCGGGCGCUACUCUCUCAAAACCCCCCGCGACGGCGCGCAUUUCCCCGCAUGGGGGCGGCGCAAAACUCCUCCAGGCGCAGCAGAUGGCGCAGCAGGCGGAAACACCGCCAACGCUGGCAGCAGUGGCGGAGGCGACGGUGGCGAAGGUGGUAACACGGUGACGACUUCUCACCCACCCCGCGCGCGGGGAUGGUGGUCGCUGUGCAUCGUGUGCAGGACUCCCCAGACCACCCCCACUAACGACUCCCUUCCGCCGAGCCCCCGCGCGUGCGCGGAAGGAUGUGCGCGGAGUGAAGGCGGGGCGUGGGUGGCAAACUGCGCUGGUUCCGCGUAUGCUUCCCCCCACCGCGUGGAUAUCCCGGUUUCCCCCACCCAUGUGUACCCCGCGCGGUCACUGUGGUCUGAGUUUAACGACGCAGCAAACGGGGAGAAUGGCGGUAUUGGAAAGACUAAUAACGGGGAUAACAGCGGCAAGGGGAAAAUAUGUGCAGGGGGAAGUAGUACCUGGGGUGCCGCUAAAUGGGAUUUCGCGUCGCUCCCAUUCGUUGCUGCGAGCAGCACGAAGACGAGGGUUGCUGUAGCGCGUACGAGUGAUGUAAGAAACGUCGAGAUGGAGAGCGGCGAGGAGGUGCUGGGGAAUGCGAUGGGGAGAGGGGAGGAGAAAGCGGAGGGCGCGCGGAAGGGGGCGGGGGAGGGUGCGCAGUGGCCCCGUGACUUGGCGAUUCUCAGCUGGCUGCUCGGGGGAAAAGCCGCCGCCGCCGCUGCGAAGGGCGCGGAGGGGAAAAAGGCGGGGUGUGCGGGCGACAAAGCGGGCAAGCCGGACGAGGAAGCUGCGGUGUGCUGCAUCGCACGUAACGGCGAUGGGUUGAGCGAUGAUGGCGAGUGUGAGAGGGUUGGGGGAGAUGGCGGAGACGGUGAGUACGAGAGGGGUGGGGGAGAGGGCGGAGACGGUGAGCACGAGAGGGGAAUUGAGGAGGGGAGGCAGAGCGGAGAUGUGGCGGUGAGAAUGGACGGACAGGAGAGCUUGUGCUGCAACGGUGGUAACCAUAGUGGUAACCACGGUGGUGGUAGCGACGGCUGUGGUAAGCGAGGAUGCGGUGCUGGUGGUCGUGUUGGCGGUGCUGGGGGCGGGAUCACGAGUGUGCGGUCGAGCAAUGGGCGCAGCUACUCGCGGCGCACGCUGUCCGCAUUGCCACUCAUCUCCAUGCCCGUCUGCCACCUGCCGUCCCCCCCCACCACUCCCCGCUCCGCCGCUGCUGCCACCGCCGCCGCUGCUGCUGCUGAUGCUGCUGAUGCUGCUGCUGAUGCUGCUGCUGGUGCUGGUGGCGGUUGUGGUGCUGGUGCUGCUCCUUCGGCUGCUAGUCGCGCUGCUGCCGCUGCUUGUCCUGUCCCUGGUGGUGCUUCGGAUGCUGCUGCUGCUGGUCCUCUAUCGUGGAUGCUGCCGUUGAUGCUGCUGUGGGGGAAAGGGGAGGAAGGAGGGGAGGAGGGCGGCGUGAGAAGGCAUGGGGAAGCGGAGGUGAAGGCGCUGGGGGAGAGGAUUGAAGGAGAGAGGGAGUACGUUGCUGUUGCUAUUGAAUCAGAAGAGGAGGAGGAUGAAUCAGAGGACGAGGAAUCAGAGGGAGAAUCUUCAGAUGAGGAGACAGAGGAAGAGGAGGAAGCAGAAGAGGAGGGGGAGGAGGCGAAAGAGGAGGAGGUGCAAGGAGACGAGGGGGUGGGUGGGAGAAGAGCAAGCAGCAGCGUGCUUCAGGGCAGCAGUGUAAUCAGUGGUCCAAGUGCUUCUAGCAACGCGUUUGCUGGCACGUUCACAAGGGAUGGCAGCAUCAGUGGGGAUACCAGUAGCACCAGUGUUGCAUACCACUCGGGUGCUUGUAGCCGUGCUGCUGCUGCUGCUGGUGGUGGUGGUUCUAGUGCUGCCGCUGCCAGUGCUGCCAGUGGUGCUGUGAGUAUGGUUAGGCAGUGGAAGGAGGAGCUAGGGAGAGGCGAGAGUGUGAGGGGGCAGAGGGAGCGGAGGGGAGGAGAGGAGGGAGGAGGAGGGGAGCUGGUGCGUGUAAUGAGUCUGGCGGAAGUGCUGGCAGCAACUGAUGGGUUUGCGGAGGAGAGGGUGGUGUGUGAAGGGGAGUUCAGUGCGGUGUACAGGGGUGUGUGUCCAGUGACCGGGCAGCUGUGGGCUGUGAAACGGGCGAGGGUUGGAGGGCUGGGCCGGACAGGAGGGCCAACAGGGAUGGGAGGAGGAGCGGAGGGAGGAGGAGGGGAGGGAGGAGGGGAGGGAGCAGAAGGGAUGGCAGGAGCAGGGAGGGAAGCAGAGGAGGAGGCGAGGAGAGUGAGUGUGGAGAGCGUGCGGUUAGAGGAGGAGGUGAGGCGCGUGGCGUGGCUUCGUCAUAAGCACAUGGUGCAGCUGGUGGGGUGCUGCGAGGAGCAGGGCGAGAGAAUCCUCGUUUUUGAGUUCCUCGCUGGAAGCACACUGGCCUCGGUGCUGCAUACGACUACAAGCCCUGGCCAGAACAGCAACAGCUGCACCGGCAACAUCAGAAGCAGCCACCCUCCCUCGCCCUGUUCAUCCUCCCCUUGUGCCUCUGCAGCUGCCGAUUCUCACGGGUUAUCGCUGCAGCAGCGGUUGGACAUAGCAGUGGGUGUGGCCCAGGCGUUGCAGUACCUGCACACUGCUGCCAGCAAGCCGCUGGCGCAUGGCAGGGUGUCCUCUCACCAUGUCAUGCUCUGUGCUGCUGCUACUCCUGCUGCCGCUUUAACUGCUGACGCUGCUCCUCCUGCUGCUGCUGCUGCUGCUGCUGCUACUGCUGAUGGUGAUGAUGGUGAUUCUGGUAGUGGUGGUGGUGGUGAGUGCAGGGGAGCGGCCAAGAUCCUGCCUGCUAGGCUGCUGGACUCGCUGCUGCUGCCACAGGAGAUAAGGCAGAAGCAGCAGAUGCAGUACGAGAGCCGAGGAGCGCAAGGGCAGCUAGCAGCAGCAGCAGCAGCAGCAGCAACAGGUGGUGCUUGGGGUUCGCCAAUGAGUGGCAGCGGCGGCAGUGGUGGGUUCGGCAGUGGGUGGGGUGGAGGCAUUCCUCGGGAUGCGAGCCGCAUGUCGUCAUGUACCAGUGGCAGCACGUGCUGCUGCAGCGGCGACUGGGAGAGGAGUGGCGGCUGCUGUGGUGGGGAGUGUACUGGGGUGGUAGGAGGAGGAGGAGGGGGAGGAGGGGGAGGGAGUGGUGUGAUGAGGGCCGUGGGGGAUGAUGGACGGACGUGGGCGGAGGAGGGAGGAGACGGGGCAGUGGGAGGGGACGGGAGGGCAGGGGAGUGGGUAAGGCGAGGGAAGAUAGGGGGAGAAGGCGCAGUGAGGAGCGGUGGGGCUGGGUUGCACUGGAGGGACGUGUACGACCUAGGAGUGAUGCUGCUGGAACUGGUUUCAGGGCGGCCGCCGGUGGUAACUCGAGCCAACGACCUUGCACUAGCUGCUGCGGCUGCUUCUCCUGCUGCUUCUGCUGCUGCUGCUGCUGGUAGCACUGGUGGUUGUAGCGGUGGUGGUGCGUCUGCUGCAGCAGCUGGUGAGGCUGCACCAGCGGCUUCUGUCCCUGCGUUCUCCGCUCUCCCCAUUCGCCUGUGGGCGCUGCUGCUGCUGCAGGCACGGGAACCGCGGCUGCUGACAGACCCGCGCCUGAGGGUGUGGGGCGAUGAGGGCUCAGGGGUGCAGCAGGGGAAUUCGCCUACGGAGCUCACACAGGAAGUGGCGAAAGAGGUGCUAGCUGUAGAGGCGAAUGUGAGUGUGCGCCCUGUGGGCGGGCAGCAGCUGUUGAGGGAGUUGCUGGGGCGCCUAGCGAGGCUGGAUGGCAGUGUGGCGUACCCUGGUGCAGCGGGGGAAGGAGCAGCAGAGGAGAGCGUAGUGGGGAACGGGGAGCAGGGCAGCAGCCGUUUCGAUGAGAAGGUGGCUGUGUGUAGAACUGUGGCGCGGGUGGCAGCAGCGGAGGCGGCAGCAGUGGCCGCGGUGGUGCGCGUUGCAAUGCGGUGCACGGCGGACAAGGAGCGGGCACGGCCGUGCAUGAGCAAGGUGCUGGGGCGGCUGACGGCUAUACGGAAGCAGCUGCUGGAAGGGGUUGCUAGUGCUGCUGCUGGUGCUGAUGGGGUUGCUCGUGGUGGUGAUGUUGGUGGGAGUGGUGGUGCGGUUGGUGGUGGAAGUAGUGACUGUGGUAAGGGGAGUGGUAUUGGGAGGAAUGGAAGGGAUGGUGGUGGUGGUGGUGGUGGUGGUGGUGGUGCCGGUGGUGGUGGUAGUGGUGGUGGAGGUGGGGGGGUUGAAGGGGAGGAGGUGGGGGGUGGGGAGCAUGCGUGUGGUGGGAGUGCGUCGAGGUGGUAUGAGAGGCGGAGUCUGAGGGAGAGCAUGCAGCGGGGGCUCAGGAAGGCGUUCAGAGAGAAGGAGAAAGAUAGGAGGCGAGGGGGAGGGUGGGGGGGAGGGGGAGAGGGAGGUGGAGAGGGUGGUGCGGGCAUGGAGGUGGAGGGAAAGAGAGUGAGGAAGGUGAGACGGGCGGAGGCAGAGAAGAGGCGGGCAGCGAGAGGUCCGGGAGGCAGUGGGCGGAAAUGGCUGGCAGGUGUGCAGACGGAACUGCAGAGGGAGGUGAGACGAGAGAUGGAGCGGGAGAUGCAGAAGAAGCAGGGGUCUGGGGGCGGUGGUGGUAUUGGUGGUGGUGGUGGUGCAUUCAGCAGCAGCCCGUGGAAUUGGAGGACUGUGAAGAUGCGCCUGGCUGGUGUCCCUGUGGUAAUGUCCUCCUCUCCAAGUGCAUUCGCUGGGAUGACCUCCCCUGGUGGUGGUGGUGGUGGUGGUGGUGCUUCAAGUGGUGGGGGUGCUGCUGCUGCUGCGGCGGCUCCUUCUGUGCUGGAUUGGAGUCCUGGUUUGAGGCGGCUAAGGACCGCACCUUCCUGGAAGGGACGGGUAAUGGAAAGCAUUAGGGGCCGCGCACGGGCGGAGAGUGGGGGCGAGAGAGAGGGGGAGGAGGGCGAGAGUAGGGAGAAAGGAGAGGCAGGGGUAGCUGGGGACGAUGGGGGUGUUGAAAUGAGGCAGCACACACUGGAGCGUAGAGUGACGUGGCAUGCAAUGGAAGGGGGAGUAGAGCAGAGGGGUGUGCAUUUGGGUGUGCAUUCGGGUGUGGGUUCAGCAGCAGAGCAGCAAAUGCAUAGGUUUGGAACUGAGCACCUGUCCAGUCCUGGAUGGCAAAGGAGGGAGGAAGAGGAGGAGGAAGAGGAGGAGGAGGAGGAGGAGGAGGAGGAGGAGGAGGAGGAGGAGGAGGAGGAGGAGGAGGAGGAGGAGGAGGAGGAGGAGGAGGAGGAGGAGGAACAGGAGGAGGAACAGGAGGAGGAAGAGGAGGAGGAAGAGGAGGGAGAAGAGGAAGAAGAGGAGGAAGAAGAGGAGGAAGAGGAGGCUGGGGAGGAAAGUGGGCUAGUCUCAGGAUUCAGCCGGGAUAUGAGUAUGGCUACACGCUCUGCCACACUCACAGUGGACCAUCUGUUCUCUGGACAGGCUUAUAACGAGUACGAGGAUGCGGACACGGAUGACGAUGCGAUUGGCCCCCACCUGUGGCUGUCUCGCGAUAGCUCUGCGUGCAGCAAGGAAGAGCAGCAGGGCAGGGGGGAAAGGGAGGGCAGGGAGUGGAGGGAGGAGAGGGAAGGGAGGGAACGGAGGGACAGUAGUGGUGGGGGGCAGAGCAGGAUGAUGAGGGGAAACAGAGAGGUGGGUGGGUUGGGGAAUGGGAGGGUGGGAAUGGAAGGUGUGAGUUUGAUGCAUGGGGAAGCAGGGUGUGCGUGUGGUGAUGAGGAGAUGGGUGGUGCGCAGGGGGGGUAUCAGGGAACAGGGGUGCGAGGAGGGGGGCCAGGUGCAGAGGCAGGAGCAUCAGGUGCAGGUGCCGGUACUGGGGGUGGGGCCGGGGGUGGGGGUGGGGGUGACCUGUGGUCGUGGAUGAUUGGGGGUAGGGGUUGA